GAAACGAACUCCCCUCCUCUCCCUUUCUCCUUUCUCUCAGUCCGGCGCUCGAUUCCUUCCUCUCCGCCGAUUGGCGACCCAAAGCUGCGAUUUUUCGGCUCUCCCCCCGAUCGGAGUUCUCUUCGGGCCAUCGGAACCGCACCGCCGCGGCCGCGAGCUCCGGAGCGAACUGCGCGGCGCGAAGUCUCGUGCCGUGUGGCGCCCCCGCCGCCGCCGCCAAUGCUCGGCGCGCGCAGAGCUGCCGCCCCGCCCCCGCCGCCUUGCUGCGAUACGGGCGCGGGGCGCGAUACGGGGCGCUGAGACCGGCCUUCCUUGGCUUAUAGGCGGUACCUGAGCCCCUUGGCGCGGAGGAGUUCUUGGCCCAUGCGUGGCGAUGGCGGUGGUGGAAGCGGCGCGCGCCACCCGCUCGAUCUUCGUUCUCUGAGAGGCGCUUCUGCGGAUUCCGGUGCAAUGUGGGUCGUGGUCGGGUUGGCGCUUGGUCUAAUAGUGCUCGAUCUCGGGCGUCUUUCGAGCAGGUGAUGAUGCAACUAUGAGGGUUUCUUUGAGGUGGUACCGCUGCAGCCACCAAUGGAUGCCCCAGAUAAAACUUUUGCUGAUGUAGUUAAGCUUUUGACAUCAUGGCUGCCACGUCGGUCCAACCCAGAAAAUGUCUCGAGGGACUUCUGGAUGCCCGACCACAGUUGUCGAGUCUGUUAUGACUGUGACACACAGUUCACCAUAUUUAACCGCAGGCAUCAUUGCCGUCGUUGUGGGCGGAUUUUCUGUGGUAAGUGCACAGCGAACUCCAUCCCAAUUUCAAGUGACCCUGACAGAAAUGUCAACGAGGGGGACAAGAUUCGGGUCUGCAACUUCUGCUUCAAGCAAUGGGAACAAGAAAGAAUCACAGCUUUAAAACAGGUGCUGCCAGUGCUCAGCCCUUCCCUAUCUGAGGCGAGUUUGUUCAGUACAAAGUCAACUAUCACCAUUAAUAGUGUUAGCACAAUGGCUGGCUCUUACUCUACUGGAAAUUAUCAGCAUGUGGCUUGUACUUCCAGCAUUAGUCCUCCGAAAUGUUGCCAAGCCAAAACCUCCCAUAAUAUGCAAGACAGCCAUGUGCCUGAGAAAAGUAUGUCCACUGUUUCAAACAAAGAUGACUCUUCUUCAACUCAGUUUGGCUAUUUCACAAACAGGAGUGACGAUGAAGAUGAAGAAUAUGCUGCUUACUGCUCUGGUAGGCAGGUACAACAUCAACAACACAAUGAACACUACUAUGGCCCAGAUGAGUUUGACGAGCUUGAUCCAUCCUGCAAUUCAGCAAUAUCACAUACAGUUGAAGAAAAUAUAAUUUCUAAAGAGGCAUUACCUCAUGUGAUUGACCAAGGAUUCCCCAGCACAUUCCCUGUCGCCAAACUGGAGGAUGAACCAGAACCUGAUAAUAGUUCUGAAUGCGGGGCUGCUUCAUCCAUUUAUGCUCUGGAAAGUACUGACGCAAAUCAAGUGGAUUUUGAAAAGAAUGAACUUUUCUGGCUUCCUCCUGAACCAGAAGAUGAAGAAGAUGAGAUGGAAGCUGACUUGUUUGACGAUGACGAUGAGCCUGUAGCUGAUGGUCAACAGUGUGGCAUUCGGUCCCCAAGUAGUUUUGGUAGCGGAGAAUUCCGAAGUAGAGAUCGGUCAAGUGAAGAACAUAAGAAAGUAAUGAAAAACGUCGUUGAUGGACAUUUCAUGGCUUUGAUUUCUCAGCUAUUACAGGUGGAGAAUAUUUCAUUACAUGAAAGUGAUGACAUCGGUUGGUUGGAGAUUGUUACUUCGGUAUCAUGGGAAGCUGCAAAUUUCCUCAGGCCAGACACAAGCCAAAGUUGUGGCAUGGAUCCUGGUGGAUAUGUCAAGGUUAAGUGCUUAGCAUGUGGGCAUCGCAGUGAAAGCACUGUUGUAAAAGGGGUAGUCUGUAAGAAGAAUGUUGCGCAUAGACGCAUGACAUCAAAAAUAGAAAAACCUCGACUCCUCCUACUUGCAGGAGCUCUUGAGUACCAUCGAGUGACGAAUCAGCUGUCAAGUAUUGACACGUUGCUUCAGCAGGAAACAGAUCACCUUAAAAUGGCUGUCGCAAAGAUUGUCGCUCAAAAACCCAACUUACUUUUGGUUGAGAACUCAGUUUCUCGCUAUGCUCAAGAUUUACUUCUAGAAAAGAACAUAUCACUUGUUUUAAAUAUCAAGCAGCCCCUCAUGCAGCGUAUAGCUCGUUGUACAGGUGCUCAGAUAGUUCCUUCUGUUGAUCUCCUACCAUCUCAGAAGCUUGGUUAUUGCGAGUUAUUUCAUGUAGAUAAAUACUGUGAACAUUCUGUUAGCUCGGGUCAUAUGGUGAAGAAAAUGUUGAAGACCAUGAUGUUUUUUGAAGGAUGCCCAAAGCCAUUGGGUUGCACUGUUCUGCUGAAGGGUGGUAGCAUGGAUGAGCUAAAGAGAAUUAAGCAUGUGGUCCAGUAUGGCAUUUUUGCUGCAUAUCACUUGGCCUUAGAAACAUCUUUCCUUGCAGACGAAGGUGCUACCCUACCAGAACUUCCCUUGAAGUCUCCAUUGACUGUAGCCUUGCCAGAUAAGCGUUCUGCUGCAGAAAGCUCCAUUUCGACAGUGCCAGGUUUCACAGUUAAUGUUUCCAACAAUCAGCAGACAACUGAUAGUAUUGGGCACCUUGGCUCAGAUUCCAUUAUAUCAACUGACCCAGGUGAAACCACUGUGGUUGAACCACCAGUGUCUAGUGAAUGCCUUACUUCUCAAACGAUAGACUCUCGCUCUUUUGGACCUUGGUAUGCUAAGAGUGGUAGUUUUAACAGUGGGAGUGGUGAUGGACUAGUAAAGGUCACUGUAACUGCAGCAUCUGUUUCUACACCUACAUCUGGGGUCCUCAGAAACCAUUCACCUAUAUAUUCUACUAUGGAGAAAAACCAUAUGCAUUCUGGUGAUUAUCAUGACAAUGGUUCAACCAGAUCACAUGGUCACGUGGUGACAACAGAUUCAGCCAAAACAUUGAGUCGUCAUCAAUAUACCAUGUUUGAGACUAGCACUAAUAUUCCGAGUUGUCCUAAUCUGAAGGAACCGUUAGAAGGUUCAAAUGUUUUGGCUAAUGUGAAAACUGUCAGUAAUAAUAAUAUGGUUGUAGUCCAACCAGUGUCUAGUCCUGCUGUACAGAAUCAAGAAACAAGUCAAGGACAUGAUAGCACAUCAAAUAAGGAAGAAGUUGUGGCUUCUGACCAUCAGAGCAUCUUAGUCUCAUGGUCCACACGUUGUGUCUGGAAAGGGACUAUUUGUGAACGUUCCCAGCUACUACGCAUCAAGUAUUAUGGUAACUUUGACAAGCCCCUUGGAAGGUUUUUGCGGGACUACCUGUUUGAUCAGGGUUAUCAGUGCCGAUCCUGUGAUAAGCCACCUGAAGCCCAUGUCCAUUGCUAUACUCAUCACCAGGGAAGUCUAACAAUAUCAGUUAGGAAACUUACGGAAUUUGUUUUGUCAGGAGAAAGGGAUGGCAAAAUUUGGAUGUGGCACAGGUGUCUGAAGUGCCCCUGGAGUAACGGAUUUCCUCCAGCAACUCAAAGGAUUGUCAUGUCUGAUGCUGCUUGGGGUUUGUCACUUGGUAAAUUUUUGGAGCUUAGCUUUUCAAACCAUGCAGCUGCUAGUCGGGUAGCCAGUUGUGGUCAUUCUCUCCACAGGGACUGCCUUCGGUUCUAUGGGUUCGGCAAAAUGGUAGCUUGCUUCCGAUAUGCACCUAUUAGUGUUCAUUCUGUCCUUUUACCACCUCAUAAACUUGAUUUUGGUCACCAGCCUUUGGAUUGGAUACAAAAAGAAGCGAAUGAGGUCAUUGACCGGGCAAAGCAUCUUUUUGAUGUAGUAUUACAUACUUUACACCCAACCUUUGAUAAAAAGGCACAUGGCGGUUCCCUCAACCUGGAAUCUAGCUAUUACAUUGCCGAACUCGAAAGCAUGUUUCGAAAGGAGAAGUCAGAAUUCGAGGGGUGUCUGAAUAAAGUUUUGAAAAAGGAGGUGCAGAAAGGUCAACCAGACAUUCUUGAGAUCAAUAGGCUGAGGAGACAGUUACUCUUCCAUUCAUACUUGUGGGAUAGAAGACUGGUAUUUGCUGCAAAAUCAGAUAGGAGUCGUCAUGAAUUAUUUAACUUCAGACAAGGAGAUAAGGAUAAGAUUCAUUCUGGAGAUAGUGUUGCUGAGCCAAAUGGCACAACAAAGCCUCAAACUGAAAAUAGUGGCAAUGAGGCUGCCAAUAAAGAUGUGAAAUUUGUUGAAUGCCUUCAGGAGAGCAUUUGUGCAGGAAAUUGCCCUGCAGUUGAUGCAAGUAAUACCAAUUCCAAUCAUGACCAGCAAAUGGCCACAAGUGAACCGGACUCUCUUCAGAGAGACAUCAAAACUCCUCUGUACAGUAGUGUCAGUGUGAGCGGGGAAUCGGUUCCCUUGGAGACAGAUCUUGUUGCUCGGCGCACCCUUUCAGAAGGGCAGUUUCCCAGUUUAUUAGAUGUGACGAAUGCACUUGAGGUGAAAUGGAUUGGUAAAGAUGAUCCUGUUUCUAGCAAGGUAACCAUGCCAGAUUCUAUAGCAUCCUCUGAGGACUCAGAAGAACAUAUGGGUGAUGUUACACUUUCAUAUGCCUCUGUAUUGUUGAACAAGCUAGGGGACAGUGCUGAAGACCAUUCUAGUUGGAUAGGGGUGCCUUUCUUGCAGUUUUACCGUUCUCUCAAUAAGCAGUGGAAUCGUUCAAACAGGUUUGACGCUCUCAAUGAUUAUAGUCCUGUUUACAUUUCUUUCUUAAAGGCCAUGGAGCGUCAGAUUGGACCCAAAUUUCUCUUUCCAAUAGGCAUCAAUGACACUGUUGUUGGUGUUUAUGAUGAUGAACCUACUAGCAUUAUCUCUUAUGCACUUGCCUCUCAUGAAUACCAUCUCCAGCUGUCAGAUGAGCUAGAAAGAGAUACAAUAGACACUUCACUCCCAAUAUGUGACUUGAGAAGUGCCUCAUUAACUGAAUUGUUGGAUGAAACCACAUCGGAACUUCUAAGAAGUGUUGUCUCUACUGAGGACAAUAUCCUCUCCAUGUCAGGAAGCAAGAACCCGUCCACUUCAGAUUCACUUGGAUAUAGAAAAGUAAAUCACAUUAAGGUGAAUUUUGGGGAUGAAGGUCCUCUAGGACAGGUGAAGUACACUGUGAUUUGUUAUUAUGCAAAACAGUUUGAUGCCCUGAGGAGAAUAUGCUGUCCAUCGGAGCGUGAUUUUGUCAGGUCACUAAGUCGUUGCAAGAAAUGGGGUGCUCAAGGAGGCAAGAGCAAUGUAUUCUUUGCAAAAUCACUGGAUGAUAGGUUCAUAAUUAAGCAGGUUACUAAAACCGAAUUAGAAUCUUUCAUGAAAUUCGCUCCAGACUAUUUCAAAUAUCUAUCUGAGUCAAUUGGCACUGGCAGUCCCACUUGCAUUGCAAAAAUUCUUGGUAUUUAUAAGGUUAAGAGCCUGAAAGGUGGUAAGGAGAUGAAGAUGGAUGUUCUAGUGAUGGAAAACCUUUUGUUUGAACGUCAUGUGACAAGAUUGUAUGAUUUGAAGGGUUCCACAAGAUCAAGAUAUAACCCAGACUCUAAUGGUAGUGAUAAAGUACUUCUUGACGAGAACCUAAUCGAAGCGAUGCCUACAUCCCCAAUUUUUGUCGGAAACAAGGCAAAGCGGCUACUAGAGAGAGCUGUUUGGAAUGAUACUUCAUUUCUUGCUUCCAUUGAUGUAAUGGAUUACUCUUUGCUUGUUGGUGUUGACGAGAAAAGACACGAACUCGUUAUGGGAAUCAUAGAUUUUAUGAGGCAAUAUACAUGGGACAAACACCUAGAGACAUGGGUGAAAGCUUCAGGAAUAUUAGGCGGACCGAAGAAUGUAUCGCCAACAGUUAUUUCACCAAAGCAGUACAAGAAACGGUUCAGGAAAGCCAUGUCCGCCUACUUUCUUGUUGUUCCUGAUCAAUGGUCGCCUCCAGUGAUUUGCCCCGGCAAGCAGUUGGCUGAGAGUGGCCAAGACAUCGAUCAGGUUCACUCGACAGAAUAGAGAGAUGCAGAACCUCAAAGUGCAGGAAAGCAUUUUGUAGAACAACUCGAUUUUUCGGGGGUGACAUACAGAGAUUUUGAUUAAUUCUUUCUGGGUGGUCUUAUUUAUCUGGCCCUUUUUUAUUUGUUUAUUCUUGGAACCUCAAGAUGUAUAAAAUCUUAGCUCAAGUCUGAAUGUUCUUAGAUAGAAGGAAAUGGAUCAGCUAGUGUCAAAUAGGAGUGUAUAGACUGCCCACCAUUUACAUAAGUCCAUACUGUAUCGAGUUAAUAUACCCUGUACAAAAGUUAGAAUUGUCUGCCGCCUUUUGCUUGUUGGUUCUUCAUAUAUGCUAUAUGUUAGGUGUACUUUACUGUGAGA
Messenger RNA from Phragmites australis (common reed), 6408 nucleotides. Its product is annotated as 1-phosphatidylinositol-3-phosphate 5-kinase FAB1B-like. Gene Ontology annotation, molecular function: ATP binding; 1-phosphatidylinositol-3-phosphate 5-kinase activity; metal ion binding. Gene Ontology annotation, biological process: phosphatidylinositol phosphate biosynthetic process. Gene Ontology annotation, cellular component: endosome membrane. The record is from RefSeq and is a predicted model, not a curated record. NCBI's taxonomy places the organism in Eukaryota, Viridiplantae, Streptophyta, Magnoliopsida, Poales, Poaceae. The transcript has 12 exons. Bases 568 to 6051 code for a protein of 1827 amino acids.